GCUGUAGAAACGGAUGUGGUUUAUAAAGAAACGGCACAGAAUAAGAGAGAUUAAUUUAAAUCGUAAUUAAAUUUUAAUGGAGCCUUUAUAAUAACCUCAAAUAUCUGCAGUGUAUACAAGAAUUGAAUUUAUUAAACGUGUGCCAAGCCAAAUCAUUACUAAGGUUUCAUAAGGAUACUGCUGAACCGAAUGUAGUGAAUUCCUGUCGAUCGAGAAUCGUGCAAACAUACUGUAUUAGCAGAUGGAUAAGUUUGUGGUAAGGUUAUCAAAAGAUGAAGUCAAAAAAGAUGAGAGGAUUCAAAGGAAAGUGUACAGACAGACUACAAUCGAAUCGCUAAGGAGAGUUGUGGUGCUAGAAGAUAUAUAUCGAUUUAAGUCCAUGUUAGAACUGAAUGGUCAGACGAAAGAAAACCUUUUACUAGCUUUAACAGAGUUGAAGAAGAAAAUGCCAUCAAAAGAAGUAUUAUUAUCAACUAAAAUUGGGCACACUGUAAAUAAGAUGCGGAAACAUUCAGAAGCAGAAGUGUCUUGCUUGGCUCGUGAAGUUUACCAACAAUGGAAGACAUUCAUAGAGGAAAAUGCAAAUAAACCAUCUAUAGAAGUGAGGAGUGACCUUCAAACAGAGAAGCUCCGAAGUAAUGCAAGAAGAAUGCUGGCAGAAUCCAUGGAAGUUCAGGUUGAUCAUCCUCUUGUAGAAAAUAUCGAAAGAGAGGCAUUUCAUCAGUGCUCUCGGCUGAUCAAUGGGCCCUACCGGAGGACAGUGCGAGCCCUUGUCUUUGCUUUAAAGCACAAACCAGAGAUGAGUUACCAGAUCAAAAAUAGCAAACUACCAGUGAAUCAGUUUGUCAAAUCUCACAAAAAGUAACUGAUGGAUUUCAGUUUCACUAAACAAGACUCUAUUAUACAUUUUAAACAUUUUGGAAUCCUGCACUUUGCAAGAUUUUAACAAAAGACCGCUUACUUUUGAAAUCCAGUACAAGAAUCAAGGUUUGAGGACUGUUUUAUUAUUAAAAGUCAAUUUCUUUUUAUUCAA
Molecule: messenger RNA, 1033 nt
Organism: Erpetoichthys calabaricus (reedfish)
Lineage: Eukaryota; Metazoa; Chordata; Cladistia; Polypteriformes; Polypteridae
Gene: tceanc2
Product: transcription elongation factor A (SII) N-terminal and central domain containing 2
Exons: 4
Coding region: 242-865 (207 amino acids)
Biological process (GO): DNA-templated transcription
Cellular component (GO): nucleus
Source: RefSeq, a predicted model, not a curated record